Molecule: messenger RNA, 1065 nt
Organism: Australozyma saopauloensis
Lineage: Eukaryota; Fungi; Ascomycota; Pichiomycetes; Serinales; Metschnikowiaceae
Exons: 1
Coding region: 1-1065 (354 amino acids)
Molecular function (GO): acyltransferase activity, transferring groups other than amino-acyl groups
Source: RefSeq, a predicted model, not a curated record
AUGUUUUCUGUCAUUCAAGAAGACCAUGAAUCUGCUUUUAAGCGAAAACCGCGACUGCCACAGUCUCAGGGUGGUAUUAAUGGAUGUAAUCCUGGCCCCCUGAGACUGCUCUCUAUUUCUAACAACAACAUUUCGGUGUUGCAACCUGCGCCGGUAAAGUUGCAAAACAUUUCCACCUCGCCGGUCCAAAUUCUGGACUAUCGUCGAGUGGCCAAGACCCUUGCAUUGGCGUUCGAUAAGGACCCAUUCUGCAAUUAUGUGUUGAACACCAAGAUCGAGUAUCCUGCGCGCGAGUCGAAACAUAUCCGUCGAAAGGCCGACCUUUUCGUGUCUUUCUUCGAGUACUACGUGUACGAAUGUAUGUCGCUCGGUGGAUUGGUGGUGGUCAUCAAGGACAACAAUUUGGAGCUGGAGUUGAUCCAGCUGCGCUUGAAGCCACUGGCCCUCUCGCGUGUUCCGUUCUUGGGUGUGGCGUGCUGGAACAAAUUGAUCUACGACAAGCAAGAGGAGUGUUUCGACUAUCCUCACUCGUUGCCAUCGUUUGCCAACAUGCACCCUACCUCGAUCAAGUUCAAUGUAUUCAAGUCUUUGGCUCGAUGCCGCCAGAAGGUGUCCCGUUGUGUGACCAGUCAGCUCGAAAACGAGCGAGACUCUGUUCUUGAACGGAUGCUUGCCUCUGGCUCCUCGAUCACCAAAGACGACCCCAUCUGGUACUUGAGUGACAUUGGUAUUCUUCCCUCGAUGCAGGGUCAGGGUUUGGCCAAGAAGCUCAUGAACCACUGUUUGGAGAACUACAUGCUCGACCACUGGUGCUACUUGGAGUCUUCCAACCAGGCCAACCGGGCGUUUUACACCAAGAUGGGCUGGACGUUGAUGAACACGUUCGAGGUGGACGAGGAGAUGAGCGAGGCCCUGUCGUCUUCGGACGAGGGUGAGCUCAGCACCCUGCCUCCAAAGGGACGUCGAGGAUCGUUUGGUCUUCGGGAGCGGCCCAAGGUGGUGGCCACGCCUCGCGAAGCGUUGUUUAUGGACUCGUUCGUUUUGAGACCGACGCGCGGAACAUGA